ACUUGCCACACCGACAGACUACUGUUCAAGCACAUCAAGUCGAUAUUGUAAACAGAAGGGCUGUAUAGAGUCAUGUUCGCUGUUUUUAUUACCAUCUUCGGUUUGUUAAUCGUUCAUGUAGCCAGUUAGCAGUAACGAUACCACUAUUCCUUCGCCUUUACUAGCAAAUGAACUCUGACACAAUUUCAGUAGUACCAGAAGGACGCAUUAACGUUGCUGUUAAUUUCAAGACAUAUAGAUUGAAUUUAUUCUGAGUAAAUAUCUUAUCAUCUGUAAAAUCGUUUAGCUGUCCAAUUAUUUGAGGCUAAACAUCAGAUUUGGCAUGGCAUUAGCAGGUGUGCGUGUGAUUGAGCUGGCAGGGUUGGCCCCUGCGCCUUUCUGUGGCAUGAUCUUGGCAGAUUUUGGGGCCAGGGUGAUUCGGGUGGACAAGACAAAGGUCGCCAUGGCCAUGGACACACAGGCCAGGGGCAAACAGUCGGUGGCGAUUAACCUGAAGCACCCACUCGGUGUGGCUGUACUCAAGAGGCUUUGUGUGCAGUCCGAUGUACUUAUUGAGCCUUUUCGUCAUGGGGUGAUGGAGAAGCUCGGCUUGGGUCCCGAGGAGCUGCUGAAGGAGAACCCGCGGCUCAUCUACGCCCGGCUCACCGGCUACGGACAGACGGGCUCUUAUGCCAAGGCCGCCGGACAUGACAUCAAUUACCUGGCCAUGUCAGGGCUCCUGUCCAUGUUGGGGCGCAGCCAAGAGAAGCCGUACGCCCCGCUCAACUUGGUGGCAGACUUCGCUGGUGGCGGGCUCACCUGUGCCCUGGGGAUCGUGCUGGCCCUGUUAGAAAGGAGCACGUCGGGCAAAGGCCAGGUGGUGGACGCCAGCAUGGUUGAAGGGGCAGCCUAUGUCGGUUCCUUCAUGUGGAAAUCCAGAAGCAUUGGCUUGUGGAACCGAGGCCGUGGCGAGAACCUUCUGGACAGCGGGGCUCCAUUCUACGAGACGUACCGCACCUCUGACGGAAAGCACAUGGCUGUGGGGGCCAUAGAACCACAGUUCUACGACCAGCUCAUUCAUGGCUUAGGAUUGGACGCGAGCGAUCUGCCAGCCCAGAUGAGCAUCUCCGAUUGGCCGGAGAUGAAGGAGACCUUUACCCGGGCGUUCGGCAGCAAGACGCAGGCCGAGUGGGGGCAGAUCUUCGACGGCACGGACGCCUGCGUGACCCCCGUGCUGUCGCUGGAUGACGUGAGCUCGCACCCCCACAACCAGCAGAGGGGUUCCUUCCUGCGGGACGCCCAGGGGGAGGAGAGCCCCCGGCCGGCUCCGCUCCUGACGCGCUCCCCGGCCCAGCCGUGCCUCGCCCGGGACCCCUUCAUCGGGGAGCACACGCGGCCCGUGCUGCACGACUUCGGCUUCGCCGCCGCGGAGAUCGAACAGAUGGAGGCGGCGGGCAUUGUGGAGUGCAAGGAAACCAAAGCGCGUCUGUAGGCUCUACGUCCACCUGUCUGAUCGAGCCCCCAUUAUUAAAGUCCACAGGAAAUGGCGGACAGAAAGAGUAAAUAUAUGUUGUAAUCUAAUGGUUGCCUUACGGCGCCUAAGUGCUGCUGAACCAGCGGGUGCUGCCAUUUAGCGCAGGAACUUCACUUACGCCUAAAAGGCUCUGAAUUGCCUGGAUGUGAAAUCCUGUCAGUCCUAUUUAAGGCCGUGCUGUGGUAAUUCUGUUCACAUAGGUGCCUGUCACAGAUGGUUAUGUAUUUCAUAAUUACAUAAAUAUUUUAUUUGUUAUGUGUGAUGUCUGAAUGAUAUGAAGCACUACAUCUUCUCAUUAGUUUGAUUGGUCCGUUGUUCAUUGAUUUUUGAACGGUCUGAUGACCCUGAAAUCUGUCCUUAAAUAAAAUGAUUCUCCUUAUCAGUACAUAAUAUCGUACAGGAUAUUUCAUGAAAGUAUAUAUAUAUAUCAUUACUUGGCAUUAACAGAUACAGAAUAUCUUGAAUGCUUAUUGAUAUUGAAAAGGUCUAUCUAAUGUACAGAGAUACAUUUUCAAAUGCUAUUUUCUCUAUUCAGAUAACAUUGUAGGAUUUUUGUUCUUGAUGAGAGAUUUUCCAUCUGAAAUGAUUAAAACCUCCUUUUUCACCCAA
Molecule: messenger RNA, 2122 nt
Organism: Clupea harengus (Atlantic herring)
Lineage: Eukaryota; Metazoa; Chordata; Actinopteri; Clupeiformes; Clupeidae
Gene: amacr
Product: alpha-methylacyl-CoA racemase
Biological process (GO): bile acid metabolic process
Cellular component (GO): mitochondrion
Molecular function (GO): alpha-methylacyl-CoA racemase activity
Source: RefSeq, a predicted model, not a curated record